AUGGCCGCCAUGACCUCCAAGCUCACCACGUGCGUCGCCCCCGCCGACUCCGCGCGCCGCGACGGAGUCGUCGUCGUCGUCGUCGUCGUCGUCGCGCCGCGUCGCGUCGCGUCGUCGCUCGUUCGCGAUCCGAGCCCGCCGAAGAUUCGUUCACUCCUUUUCCUCGCCGCUGACCGACGAUCGAUCCGCCCCCCUCCGUCCGUCCGUCCGUCCGUCCGUCGCAGGCGCGUCGUCGCGGCGCCGAAGCGCGCGACGUCCUCCUCCUCCUCCUCCUCCUCCCGCCGCGCGACCGUCGCCGUCCGCGCGUCCGCGUCUCCGCUCAAGAGCGCGGUCGCGUCCGUCUCGACCGCGUCCGCGACCGCCGCGAUCGCGUUCCUCGCCUCCGCGUCCCCCGCGAUGGCCGCCUCGCAGACGGACGAGACGAUCGCGUUCUUGAAGGCGUUCUGGGAGUUCCGAACCGCGGACCCGGCGUCGUUCAUCGCGUACACCGUCCUCCCGAUCGCGGUGCCCUACGCGGUGUUCAAGGUGCUCUGCGAUCGGAAAUCCGAACGCAGACGCGCGGAGCUCGCCGCGGGGGGCUGGGACGCGUUCAUGGCGGAGAGAGGGCUUCCGAUAGACGUGCUGUCCUUGCCGCAGCUGAACGCGUUCGCGGCCGCCGCGGAGAAAGAUCUUCUGGACGACGAGAUGGUGCGGGAGUUUGUCCGACAGAAGGAGAUCAGCGAGUUGUGGCAGAAGUCCACCAUCAACGUCGAGGACCCGCGCAUGGAAAACGCGAAGCAACGCGCGCGCGCGGAGAAGAUUCUCGCGUUGCGCGAGGAGAAGGCGAACGCGGGGGGGAACUGA
This is a messenger RNA of Micromonas pusilla CCMP1545, 843 nucleotides long. RefSeq lists its product as uncharacterized. The record is from RefSeq and is a predicted model, not a curated record. NCBI's taxonomy places the organism in Eukaryota, Viridiplantae, Chlorophyta, Mamiellophyceae, Mamiellales, Mamiellaceae. The transcript has a single exon. The coding region runs from base 1 to 843 and encodes 280 amino acids.